Eublepharis macularius is the source of this 1313-nucleotide messenger RNA. It is a transcript of the gene HOXB7, whose product is annotated as homeobox B7. Gene Ontology annotation, biological process: anterior/posterior pattern specification; regulation of transcription by RNA polymerase II. Gene Ontology annotation, cellular component: nucleus. The transcript has 2 exons. The record is from RefSeq and is a predicted model, not a curated record. Lineage: Eukaryota; Metazoa; Chordata; Lepidosauria; Squamata; Eublepharidae. Gene Ontology annotation, molecular function: DNA-binding transcription factor activity, RNA polymerase II-specific; RNA polymerase II cis-regulatory region sequence-specific DNA binding. Bases 44 to 697 code for a protein of 217 amino acids.
CCGACACUAAAACGUCCCGGCCUACAAAUCACCCGGCCAGAUUAUGAGUUCAUUGUAUUAUGCGAAUGCUUUAUUUUCUAAAUAUCAGGCCGCAAAUUCGGUUUUCCCCUCCGGAGUGUUUUCUGAGCAAACUUCUUGCGCAUUCGCUUCCAAUGCUCAGCGCACCGGGUAUGGCUCCAGUUCCACGGCCUCUUUCGCUGCUUCCAUGCCUGGUUUGUACCCCAACGGGAGCGGCAUGCACCCCCAGGCCCCCGGCAUGUACUCUAGCAGCUACGGGCUGGAAGCCGGCUCUUUCAACAUGCACUGCUCCCCCUUCGAACAAAACCUCUCCAUGAUGUGUCCGGGAGACGCGUCGAAGCCCAACUGUAACAAAAGCGACCAGCGGGACCCAGACUUGAGGCACGAAAGCAACUUGCGGAUAUAUCCUUGGAUGAGGAGCACAGGGACCGACAGAAAGCGAGGCCGCCAGACCUACACCAGGUACCAGACGCUGGAGCUGGAGAAGGAAUUCCACUACAACCGCUACUUGACCAGGAGGCGACGCAUUGAGAUAGCCCACGCCUUAUGUCUUACAGAGAGACAGAUCAAAAUCUGGUUCCAGAACAGGCGUAUGAAGUGGAAAAAAGAAAACAAGCCGGCAGGUCCAGGCUCAAACAGCCAGGAAAAACCAGACGCCGAAGAAGAUGAAGAAGAGUGAAGGGGGGAGGAGGGGGAGGGGGGACGAGAGUGAGAGUGAAAGAAAGAGAGAGGUGGGUGGAAAGUGUGAGGAGCAAAUUGACUGCACUGUCCAGAAAGUUAAAGCAAGGAGCGGAUUUUUAAAAAUUAGCGAAUAAAGACUGUACAUUAAACAAGAAACUAAAGGAAAACAUACAAACAAACGGAAUGGAUGGUCUCGUCUGUUUCUUGGCUCUUGGAAAACUACCUAUAUUAACAUUUCUCUCCUUUUUUUGUACAACAAAAUGGAUAAUAAAUCUACCUAUUCAAUGUCUCUUUAGAAUCAAAUAUAGAUAAUUUUGUUUUCCUGUGUGGGUCUUCAUAUCUAGUCCAUGUAUUUGUAAAUUUUCUUGGUUUUUUUAAAGGUUCUUUUGUCGUGUAAUUUUUUACUUUAAAAAUAGUAUUUGAAGUGAAACAGUGGAUGUGAUUAGCACUUUUCUUUAGAAAACAUGAACUCCAAACUUAUGAAGGGAAUACAAUGCUGAAGCAUAAAAUGUUGUACAUAAUUCUAUGAGAUUCCUGUAUUUCUUUUCUCCUCUCUUGGUAGAUUUGUGACUCUAAGUCUGGUUACCGGUGCUGUAUUUCCUUUUUUCCUUUUU